Molecule: messenger RNA, 1083 nt
Organism: Rubroshorea leprosula
Lineage: Eukaryota; Viridiplantae; Streptophyta; Magnoliopsida; Malvales; Dipterocarpaceae
Source: the annotation of a GenBank genome assembly
CAUCAAAAAAACCCAAAAAAUAAAAACAAGCAUGGUGAAGGUUUUUGAAGAAAACAGAUCAGAAUCGGGGGAGGGAUCUCACCCACUGAAUCAAGCUCCAACCCUCUCCCUCACCACCUUUCUCAAUAACCUCGUCUGAUGAGAAAAUUACCUAUAGAAACAAAUCCAGAAAAGGGCACACUUCUUGAAACUCAAUAAUGUCUCCUCCUCCAGCCGUUGUCACCCAGCAGAAAACGCCUCCUUCCGAAAACUCCACCCCUCCAAUUUACCGGUUCCUUCCUAUUUAUACAAAAUCAAACAAAAUCCUAAACUCCCUUCUUUUCUCCUCAUCCAGACCUUUCAAUUUUUCUUCUUUUUUUUUCUACCGUUGAUCGGAUGAGGCCAAACAGCCAAGAAAGCUGGUGCGCGCUGUCAUUCUACAGGCGAGGCAAGGACAUGGUGUGGGUUUGUCUCAUGUUCGGUUGGCUGCAGCGUGGGGCGCAGGAUCUGUUUCUGCAGAAAAGGGGGCGCAGAGGGCGCAAGCUCAGGGACAGCAAGCAGGGGCGCAGCAAGGUGCAGGCUCGGGUACAGCAAGCAAGGGCGCAGCAGGGUGCAGGCUCAGGUACAUCGAGUAGGGGGCGCAGAGUCCAAGAUCGACGCAGCAAUCAGUGCAAAGGGCGUAGAGUGCAGGGGGCGCAGGCGUAUAGGGGGUGCAGCAAGUAGGGGCGCCGGCGGCAGGGGGCGCAGCAAGCAAGGGCCCAGGCGUUAGGUUUGGGGAGGAAGCUGGUUCGGGAGGAGAAGAUUUUGGAAGAUGAGGGAGAAGGCCGUGGUGAGGAAGAAGUUUCUGAAGAGCAAAAAGAUUUUAACAUUUUUUCCUUUUUUUGUGAUUUUUUUGGGUUUGGGUAUUGGGUUUUUGGAUUUGGAUAAUUUAGUGGGCUCAAUUGAAAUGGGUUGGUGUUGGGUUUAUAAAUUUGAUGAAUUUUACUCUUAAACUUUUGAUUCCUUCAAUUGAGUCCUUUUUUGAGGAUUUUUUCUUCAUUUUCUUCUUGAGUUUUUUUUUUUUGCAUAUAGCACCUAAGAGAAAAAUAAAGAUAUAUUAGUUAA